Truncatella angustata is the source of this 1065-nucleotide messenger RNA. Its product is annotated as ATP-binding domain 1 family member B. Gene Ontology annotation, cellular component: cytoplasm. Lineage: Eukaryota; Fungi; Ascomycota; Sordariomycetes; Amphisphaeriales; Sporocadaceae. The coding region runs from base 1 to 1065 and encodes 354 amino acids. The record is from RefSeq and is a predicted model, not a curated record. The transcript has 3 exons. Gene Ontology annotation, molecular function: GTPase activity.
AUGCCCUUCGCACAACUCGUGCUGGGCAGCCCCGGCGCGGGCAAGAGCACAUAUUGCGAUGGCAUGCACCAGUUCAUGAGCGCUAUUGGUCGCGAUUGCUCCGUCGUGAACCUCGACCCCGCAAACGACCGCACAAGCUAUCCCUGCGCCUUGGACAUACGGAACCUCGUCACCUUGGAAGAGGUCAUGGCCGACGACUCGCUCGGCCCCAACGGAGGAGUGCUGUACGCCUUUGAAGAGUUGGAGCACAACAUGGAGUGGCUGCAAGAGGGCCUGAAAGAGCUCGGCGACUCCUAUGUCAUAUUUGAUUGCCCCGGACAGGUCGAGUUAUACACACACCACAACUCACUACGCAACAUUUUCUUCAAACUCCAGAAGAUGGGUUACAGGCUCGUCGUCGUUCACCUCUCCGACUCCUUCUGUCUCACGCAGCCCUCCCUCUACAUCUCCAACCUCCUCUUGACUCUUCGCGCAAUGCUGCAAAUGGACCUCCCCCAUAUCAACGUCCUUACCAAGAUCGACAAGAUCGCCGACUACGACAAAUUGCCCUUCAACCUCGAUUUCUAUACCGAGGUACAGGACCUGGACUAUCUAUUGCCGUAUCUCGAAGCGGAACAGCCCUCCACCAGGAGCGGCAAGUUUGCAAGGCUGAACCAGGCAGUCGCGGACUUGGUCGAGAACUUCUCCCUCGUUCGGUUCGAGGUCCUCGCUGUUGAGAACAAGAAGAGCAUAAUGCAUCUGCUGCGUGUCAUCGAUCGGGCGGGCGGUUAUGUAUUCGGUGGCGCUGAGGGAGCAAACGAUACCGUCUGGCAGCUGGCCAUGCGCAACGAGUCCUCCAUGCUCGAGGUCGCAGACAUCCAGGAGCGAUGGGUAGAUGCCAAGGAGGCAUAUGACGAGGCCGAGCAAAAGGAGGAUGAAACGCAGGCAGCUAGGCUAGGUCACACAGGUACAGGCGCGACAACGCCGGACCUUGUCGCGGAUGACGGCGAGGAUGACGAGUACGACGGGUUUCCUCCUCCGCCUCCGGGAGAUGGUGGCGUAAAGAUAGUGAGAAGAAACCCAUGA